AUGGCGACCACUCGUCAGCAGCCCGUGUGGCAAGACCCAAAGACGCAGUCCAAAGCAGAGACGCUGCCGGCGCUCAAAGUGUACAAUUCCCUGACGCGCAGCAAGACGCCCUUCACGCCUCUCGAUCCCGCAGGCAAGGCCGUGACAUGGUAUGCUUGCGGGCCGACGGUAUACGAUGACGCCCAUCUAGGACAUGCACGCAACUAUGUCUCUACCGAUAUCAUUCGGCGGAUCAUGCGGGACUACUUCAAAUUCGACAUGAAGUUCGUCAUGAACAUUACAGACGUGGAUGAUAAGAUUAUUCUCAGGGGCCGGCAGCAGCACUUGUUUGGGGAGUUUGUGGAAAAGCACAAGGAGAUUGACGAGGAGGUGCUCGACACCACGACAAAGGCGUACGCCGCAUAUAUCAAGAAGAACUUGAAGGAGCUGCCGGAGGGAGUCGACCCGCAACACUUCCCUGCAGAGUCGAUGCGUGUAUAUCAGAAAGUGCUGUUUGGUGGUGCUCUGGAAGGAGAUGGGCCGGCUGGGGACAAGGAGGCGAAGGUCAAGAUGCACAUCAAGACUGCUACAUCGGCGGCAGAGGUGUUGAGCAGCGCAUCGGACACGUCAAAGAAGAUUAAGCCGGCAGAGUUCUAUGCCAGGGCGGAGGAUGUGCUACUGCCAUAUCUAGAUAGUCUGUACGGCGCCGCGCUCGACACAAGCGACCACAGCAUCUUCACGAAGCUAACGAAGAAGUUCGAGGACCGCUUCAUGGAAGACGUUCGGGCAUUGAACUGCCUGGAUCCAGAUGUGCUCACACGCGUGACCGAAUACGGUCCUCAGAUAGUAGAUUUCGUGCAGAAGAUUGAGAAGAACAGCUUCGGCUAUGCGACCUCAGACGGCUCGGUGUACUUUGACAUUGACGCCUUCGAGAAGGCCGGAAAUAACUACUCUCGCCUGGAACCGUGGAAUCGCGGAAACCAGGAACUACAGGCGGACGGCGAAGGUUCUCUGACGAACAAGACAUCGGAGAAGCGAUCAGAUGCCGAUUUCGCGCUUUGGAAGUCCUCGAAGCCGGGCGAGCCGUACUGGCCUAGUCCAUGGGGUCAAGGGCGGCCCGGGUGGCAUAUUGAGUGCUCAGCUAUGGCGUCGGAUGUACUAGGCCCGAAGAUUGACAUUCACAGUGGCGGUAUCGACCUCGCCUUCCCUCACCACGACAAUGAGCUCGCUCAGAGCGAGGCGUUCUGGGCGAAUCAAGAAACUGGACAUGGGCAUGAUCAUGGUGAUGGUACGCAUCAAUGGGUCAAUUACUUUCUGCAUAUGGGCCAUCUGUCCAUCUCUGGCUCGAAGAUGAGCAAGAGUCUGAAGAACUUUACGACAAUCCGAGAGGCGCUGCAGCGAGGCGAGUGGACGCCUCGCGGCCUACGGAUUGUCUUUCUACUAGGCGGCUGGCACGACGGUGUUGAGAUUACCCCUGAGCUCGUCAAGGCUGGCGAGUCGUGGGAGGACAAGGUGCAGAACUUCUUCUUGAAAGCACAAGACCUCCAAAGAAACCCCAAGACGAGCACGCCGAACGCGGACGCCGACUCUGCGCUCGCUGAGGCCUUGAGCUCAGCGCAGUCGGCACUGGAUGUUGCGCUUUGCGAUUCUUUCGAUACCCCAGCUGCCAUGCGCACCAUCUCUCAGCUCAUCACACAGUACAAUGCCAGAGAGAAAGAGAUGCUGUCGCCAGAGACUGUGCUGAGUGCAGCUCGAUGGAUCACCAACAUAGUGACCGUGUUUGGUCUUAACGGAUCUGCUCGUGUGGAUGCUGCCAACGCCAUUGGCUGGGCAGGUGCUGACAUUCCAGACGUCGCCAAGCAGUUCAUCUACCCAGCCGCCAAACUCCGCGACGAGAUUAGACGGCGAGCAAUUGCUGGUCAGAUCUCGAGCGAGGAAGUAGAGAGGCUUGCGUCAGAGGACGUUGCGGCGAAACAUCAGGAGAUGAACGCAGUCCCGUAUGCAGAAGUUCUUAGCCAGUUCCAAGAAGACGUCAGGGCCCUUGGCUCCAAAAGCGCUCCGUCUAAGGACUAUCUCGCGCUUUGCGACAAGCUCCGAGACGUUCAACUCUGGGAUCUUGGCAUAUACCUCGAAGAUCGUGAGGGAGGGCAGCCUGCAAUGGUUCGCCCUGUAGACCAGCAACUGGUCGCCGAGCGAGCUGACAAGGAAGCGCGCGAGCAGGCGAAGAAGGACGCCAAGGCCAAGCGCGAGAAGGAGGAGGCAGAGAAGGCAGCUAAGAAGCUGGAGCAAGCAAAGCUGAGCCAUCUGGACAUGUACAAAACAAAAGAAUACUCAGCAUGGGACGACGAGGGCCUGCCCACAAAAGACGCCAAGGGCGAUGAGAUCCCGAAGAAUAAGACAAAGAAGCUGAAGAAGGAGUGGGAGAAGCAGAAGAAACUGCAUGAAGAGUGGAAGGCCAGGUCUACUUCAUGA
Messenger RNA from Pseudovirgaria hyperparasitica, 2451 nucleotides. RefSeq names its product cysteinyl-tRNA synthetase. Gene Ontology annotation, cellular component: cytoplasm. The transcript has 2 exons. The record is from RefSeq and is a predicted model, not a curated record. The coding region runs from base 1 to 2451 and encodes 816 amino acids. Gene Ontology annotation, biological process: cysteinyl-tRNA aminoacylation. NCBI's taxonomy places the organism in Eukaryota, Fungi, Ascomycota, Dothideomycetes, Acrospermales, Acrospermaceae. Gene Ontology annotation, molecular function: ATP binding; cysteine-tRNA ligase activity.